UCGGGCUUCGGGCUCCGACCAGGUGAGUAGUCGACACAGCCCACACCAGCAGGUACGUCCCUUUCACGCCGUGACAUAAAUACAGCUUGGGUUGUGGGGAAGACGGGCUGCUUCUGUCACAUGAGUCGGAGGAGAAAGGGAGUCUGGAAAAUAGAAAUAUGUAUUUUGACAGCUAGCUGGAGGGCUAGCUCGGCCAGGUAAGGUCGUCUAAAGCCGGAAGGCGUCACUUCACAGUGUCAACAAUAUGCCGGCUGAAGAAUUUUAAAUACCCAGAACACAUUGGAGCCUUUUGAAUACAUUUUUCUCCGUGGGAUUUAUAGUGGCCAACAGCUCAAAGUGCAUCCAGUGUACAACUUUUAAGUGUCAACAAUACGCCGUCUGAAGGAUUUUAAAUACCCAGAAACCAUCGGAGCCUUUGGAAUACAUUUUUUUCUUUUGACAUCUGGCUGUUUUUGUGGGAUAUUUUUCGCCAACGGGGCGGGGGACGCUCACGAUGCUGAUACCCAGCAACCCAGGGUUGAGGUGUUGACUUGCUUGACUAUGAAGCUCCCAGGAAAGUGACCUCUGUGGAGCCUGCAGCCCAAGGUAGCCAGUCGCCGGGCACGAUGGCAUCCAGUGAGAGACUGUACGAAGUCUGGAUGCUCUACUGCAACAAGAGGGACCCAGACUACUUGAAGCUAUGGCUGGAGAGUUUCAUCAGCUCCUAUGACCGAUGCCUAGAUGUGGACUUUGAAAAGCUGCCAUCAAGGCCAGAGGAGCCUCCACCAAUAUUGAGCCUCCUCCCAGACAACAUCCUGCAGGUUUUGCGCCACCAGCUGCUGCAGUGCGUCCAAAAAGCCUCUGACGGCUUGGAGCCCGAGCAGCAAAACCUGGCCCUGCUGCUGCUCAAGUUCCUCAUCAUUGUGUGCAGGAACCUUUCCAAUGUGGAGGAGAUCGGCACCUGCUCCUACAUCAACCACAUCAUUGCCAUGACGACACUUUAUAUACAGCAGCUGAAGAGUAAGACCAAAGAGAAGGAGUUGGUGGACCAGAGCCAGGCGGAGGAGUUUGUCCGUCAUGCAUUGGCGUUCUGCGAGAGCCUCUACGACCCUUACUGCAACUGGAGGCUCCGACUCUGCGGGGAGCAGCUGGGCACAGUGGAGAGGAGCAGGCAGAAGUACAAAGCAGCGCCGCUCACUGUGGAAUUUGUCCCCUUCUUUUACCAGUGUUUUCAAGAGAGCGAGCAUCUGAAGGAAAGCCUAAAAUGCUGUCUGCUGCACCUUUUUGGGGCCAUAGUAGCUGGUGACCAGAAGAACGCUCUACUUGCCAUCUCUCCAGCCACCAUGGAGGUUUUGGUGCGUGUGCUGGUGGACUGCUCCAUGGGCGGCUGCUCCUCCGAUCAGGGCGAAGACUGGGACAGUGAGGCCCCUGAUCGGAAGGCCUGUCUCACUUUGGGUUGUUUGCGGGUGGUGGUGCAGUGCCUCCUGGCCGCUAGUUCUGACCAGCGGCAAGUUGAAAUAGCCUCUGUGCUAGAAAACUACUUCAAGCUGCUCAACUCAGACCCGGCAGCUGUGGUUGCAGCCAGACAACAGCAGCAACAGCAGCAACAGCAGCAGCAGCAGCAGCAGCAGCAAGCCAAAGUGCGAGUGCCAACACUGGGUCGACACUGGGAGAGCCGCUUUGUGGCUCUGCAAGUGCACAUGCUAGACACAAUAAGGGACAUGUUCCUGUGUUCAGACAGACCAGUUCUACAAGCCAUCUUUCUCAACAGCAAUUGCUUUGAGCAUCUGACACGACUGCUGCAAAACAGCAAGCUGGUUAACGCUAGGUGCACGGCGGCAGACAAGGACCAGAAAGAUAUAACCAACAACAGGUUACUGACAGGAGAGAGAGACACUCAGGUGUUUCAAGGACGAUUAGACUCCCUUGCUGUAGCAACUAUAAGGGCCCUGACAACAGUGAUGCAUAAAUCACCUGCAGCAAAGGAGGUGUUCAAAGAGAGGAUUGGGUACAAUCACUUGUACGAAGUCCUCGUCUCGCUCGGCCACCCGUCUCGACACCUCCUGAAGGAGCUGAUGAACAUGGCGGUAGAGGGUGAGCACACAUCAGUGGGCCUCUUGGGAAUCAGCAACGUGGAGCCCUUGCUGCUGCUGGUCCAGUGGCUACCAGAACUAGACUCAUCCGAGUUACAGAAUUUCGCUGCCGACUGGCUCUGCCGCCUCAGCUGCCUGAACCGUCAGACACGUGCUACCUGUGUCAACGCCACCAUGGUCAUGCGUGCGCUGGCGGUCCUGGAGUGCCACGAGCGGCUCCACAGAGCUUGUGCAGAGAGCCUUUUGGGACUGGUGGGCUCGCUUGGCUCCCAGUCGUUGAGCGCCAGGGAUCUCUUUGAGCUGCUGCACCUGCUCAGGCCUUCAGAGGCAAGCCGAGCACACCCCUACGUCGGUCCGGCCCUUAAGGCUCUCCUCGCCAUGGUGCGCAAGCAGGGUCUGGAAAGUGCCAUGCAGUACUUCGACCUGUCGCCAAGCAUGGCCGGCAUCGCGGUUCCAAUACUGCACCGCUGGCCAGGCUCUGCCUUCAGCUUCUUGGCCUGGUUGUCUCUAGACCAGGAUCAGUUGGGUCCACUUAGCAAAGGCAAGAGGAAACAGCUCUACAGUUUCUUUACGUCAAGUGGCACAGGCUUUGAGGCCUUCAUUAGUGCUGCGGGUGUGCUGGUGGUGGCUGUCUGCACGAAGAAGGAAUACGUCACAGUCAUGCUGCCCGACAACUGCUUCUGCGACUCUCUCUGGCACAGCAUUGGUGUGGUGCACAUACCAGGGAAGAGGCCGUUUGGGCAGAGUCUGGUCUACAUUUAUGUGGACGGACAGCAAAAGCUUUCUGCCCCACUUAAGUAUCCCACAAUGACCGAGCCCUUUACAUCCUGUUGCAUCGGCUCAGCGGGCCACCGGACCACUACUCCUCCACCGUCUCAGAUCCCGGACCCCCCCUUCUCGUCCGCCACCACACCCACAACGCGGUCCUCGCUGGGCGGCAUCCUUUCGCCUCAGGCGUGGGGAGGACUACUGAGCGGAAAGCCUGAGUCUGUGACGAAGCUCAUCUCAGCGGGGACCCAGGACAGCGAGUGGGGCAGCCCCACAUCGCUUCAGGGUCAGCUCGGGAGCGUGAUGGUGUUCCACGAGGCGCUGCAGCCCGGCCAUGUUAAAGCCAUCUGUAGUGCUGGUCCAAACUGUAUCUCCCCAUUAAAAGUCCAGGAAGCAGAGCUUGGCGACUUUUCAAGCAAACUGCUGCUGCACUAUUCACCAAAGGCUUGUCAAAAUCCGAUCUGUCUCGAUCUGUCCCCCAAUAAGCUGCAUGGGCGCCUGACUGGGAAGAAAGUUGUUAACUGGGACAUCAAGGAUAUGAUCAAUUGUGUAGGCGGCUUGCCUGUGGUCUUCCUGAUACUGGAGCAGUUGGCCUAUGUGGCCCCCGAUCAACAGGCCAGUGACGCGUCAACGGGAUCAGACUUCAUCACCCCAGAUGUGACCACUCCUGCUGACGGAGAGUGGGUCAUUCUCCCGUCUAACAGGGCUUCAGAAGCGCGCCUCGAGAAGAAUCUGGUGGCCACCUUCUUGUUGCUGCUGAAGCAUUUUCUGCAGAGGCAUGCAAUAAACCAGGAGAAUCUUCUGUACUCGCAUGGCAUCGAGACACUGGGAGCCCUGCUGCAGAAGCUUCCUGUCGGUCACGUGGACGUCAGUGUCCUGGUGGCUAUGCAGCUGCUGAUAGAGCAGGUGACCUACGAGAAGAAUCAAGCUCUGCUGCAGCAACUUCACACACAUCUCCUGUUCAACUUCAACAUCUGGAAUAAAGGCGACUUCCCUUUACGAAUAGGUCACAUACAGUAUGUGAGCACUGUCAUCAAAGACAACAGGAAGCAGUUCCGCAAGAAAUAUGGAGUACGAUUCCUUUUGGACACCAUUCGCCUCUAUUAUGGGAAAAACACUAAUAAAGACGGCGACCUGAGUGAGGAUGACAUUCGGACCAUCCGCACGUCUCUCUACGGGCUCGUCAAGUACUACAUCGGCAAGGGCAUGUCCCAGGAAGAGAUGCAAAGCAUUGUGGGAUAUAUCUCCGCCAUCGGGGAUGAGGAUCAGAUUUGUGGACUGUUGGAGAUGUUACUCAGCCUGCUUCAGAGUAGUCCAUGCAGGGACCAGCUCUUCCUGCUCCUCUUUGAGCCCGGAGCAGCCGACUCUUUUUACGCCCUGCUUCUCAACAGCAAAUACACAGACCGCCUCAGGGAACUUGUAUUCAAGCUGUUUGAGCGCAUGUUGCGAUGCGACCGUGUCUAUGAGAAAAACAAGCAGCGUUUGAGGCUGAGGGAGGCGGGUUACAGUGGCCUGUCGCUGAUCUUCUCCGAUCUUCACAUAACUCCAACGCUCGUUCGCUGUGUCCUCAACCAGGUCCUCCAUACAGAUCAUGUGGUGCACUACAAGGACUUGAUGGCAUUGGUUCAGUUAACUCAUCGAUCAGGACCCAGCGUAAGGCUCAUUGUCUGCAAAAGGGUGUAUCAGUUGCUACAGUCCCAAGAAGAAGCUGCUUUCCAGAUCUCAAAGCAGCAGUGUUGGCAGGACACGCUGACUAAACUUUACUUGCGGGGCGAAGGCUCGUCCCAAUCCCGAAAUGCCGACACAGUCAGCAACUGCAGCCUGGACGUAAACCGGCCCGGUGGGAGUAUAAAUAACCGCCUAGAGUUGCCACUAGAUCGUAGAACGAGGGCGGGCAGCGCCGGCCGCUUGGACCGCCCGGACGACGACUGGCUCAGCAUGGGCGACACUCGCUCCGUGGACAGCCUGGACAACAGCGAUGUCAUUUCACUGCUGGACACUCCCUCUUCCUCCGCUUCCACCGAGCCACAAGCCCAAGUCAAGCCCUGGGUGGUGGGGAAAUCCGGGGGUUUAACCCUGGAUCUGUCUCACCUGCAAACCUAUGAGGGCUUGGACAGUGGCAGCCAGACACCUGGCAGCGGGCCCAGCACGCCUUCACCAAUUGAGACCUCCAAACCUUUUCCAACGAAUUCGGGGAGUUUGGACGCAAACGCCUCCCUGGCUGAAGACACCUUCCUCUUCAGUGACAACCUCUCACUGGGGGAGUCCUACAAUACCACAGAGCGAGCUGAGGACGAACUGUGCAGCAUGUUGCUGGAGAUCCUGCUGUGUGUGAUGUGGCGUGGAGUUGAAGGUUCCGACGAUUCGGCCUGGCUGGAGCGCGGCCAAGUCUUUUCCGCUCUCACCAAGCUGGGGACAGCCAACGAGCUGCUGCUUCCUAUCGACCAAAUCAAACUCAGUCUUCUGGAGCGAAUGUUGGAAUGGGCGGUGAGCGACAACCGCGAGGCGUCCGCCGCCACGUUGCCUCAACACACGGAGAACGCGGUGCGUCUGCUUCACAUGGUACAAGACUUCCUGCAAGCUGAGGGCCUGAUCAACCCAGCGCUGUGGACCGAGAAGGUGCUGGAGGAGUCUGUGACGCUGAUGGACUGCCUCAUGGUGUGGUACUCUGCUGGUACCCAGUGGUUCCAGCUCUCCCAAGUUGGACUGAGACUGAUGCUGGGCUUCAUGGCUCAAGAAGGCUCUGAGGUGUGUGCAAUCGCCACUGCCAAGCUCAAUUUCAUCCUACAAAUGAAGGAGGUGUCCAGCCAGGACGAGGCCUGCUACCUGUUGGGCAAGGUGGAGGGCAUCCUUCGGCCUGCUAUCCAGGAGAACGCAGAGGAAACGUACACCUUCCUGGUUCCUCUGUUGCGAACACUCCUCUCCAAAGUCCAUCGCGUCCUUUAUAUGGAUCUGCACCUUCCCCAAUUGCCCGAUACCAAUGGCAGUCCCUCUUUCUUCGAGGACUUCCAAUUAUACUGCAACUCCCCCGAGUGGCGCGUCUACCUGGACAAAUAUAUCAUUCCGUACAUGAAGCAGUAUGAAAUUGAGACCUUUAGUCAGGGCCACGAGACCAUGGCCCUCUACUGGAAGGAGUGCUAUGAGUCCUUCAUGGUCAGUCUGCAUAAGAGAGAGCGGGAGCGAGGGGAGAGCAAAAUCCGCUUCCAGGAACAGUUUGUCGAGCCCUUCUCCCGUCGAAGUCGUCAAGAGAACCUGAGGUACAACAGCAUGUUGAAGCAGCAGCAUAGCCAGAACAGCGCCUCUCUCAGGCAGUGGAAGGCAGCUCGACGAGGCUUUAUUUGUGAACGGGGGCCUUGGGCUGAAAGGCAGCAGGAUAAGAUGCGCUGGAAGCUAUCCAGCGCUGAGAACUUCUCCCGCAUGAGGCUGAAGCUGGUCCGGAAUUACAACUUUGACCCUCACAAGGAGGCCAGCGCUCUGCGGGACAACUUCGGUGUCCAACAGCAGUUGGUAAACCCAGAAUCGCUGCUGCUGGAGGCUGUGAAGCAGGUCAAGGUGACCAACUUGGAAGAUGACGUCUUGGAACUGCCUGAGGACGACCCCACUGCAGCCAUCAACCCGCUGGAAGCAGAGGAGGCGGGUCAGAAGGAGAAACUAGUGUUGGGGGAAGACUGUGAGCUGGUGACGGUGGUUGACGUGGUACCCGGUCGCUUGGAGAUAACCACCCAACAUAUCUACUUCUAUGACGGCAGCCAAGAGAAGGAUGAAGGUGUUGGACACGACUUCAAAUGGCCUCUGAGCCAGAUCCGUGAGGUCCACCUGCGGCGAUACAACCUGCGACGCUCCGCUUUGGAAAUCUUCCUCAUCGACCAAACCAACUAUUUUCUCAACUUCAAGAAAGAGGCAAGAAAUAAGGUGUAUAACCGAAUGUUGGUGCUGCGAUCCCUCAGUCUGUUCGGAACACGGUCUCCACAGGAGAUCCUGAAGGCCUCCGGACUUACACAGAAAUGGGUGAAUCGGGAGAUUUCCAACUUUGACUACCUGAUGCAACUCAACACAAUUGCGGGCAGAACGUACAACGACCUGGCACAGUACCCAGUGUUUCCCUGGGUUCUGGCUGACUACACGUCAGAAAAGCUGGACCUUUCGGAUCCACGGGUGUUCAGGGACUUGUCAAAGCCAGUGGCGGUACAGAACAACCGCAACGCCAAAGCAGUUCGAGAAAGGUAUGACAGCUUUGAGGACCCAACCGGCACCACAGACAAGUUCCAUUAUGGCACCCACUAUUCCAGUGCCGCCGGGGUGAUGCACUACCUCAUCCGAGUGGAGCCCUUCACCUCCCUGCACAUCCAGCUGCAGAGCGGACGGUUCGACUGUGCCGACCGCCAGUUCCACUCCAUUCCGGCAACAUGGCAGACCCUCAUGGACAACCCCAAUGAUGUCAAGGAGCUCAUCCCGGAGUUCUUUUACUUCCCCGAGUUUCUUGAGAACCAUAAUGGCUUUGACCUCGGUCGCAGGCAGAUAACCAAAGAAAGAAUAAAUGAUGUCAUUCUGCCUAAAUGGGCCACGUCUCCUGAGGACUUUAUCUGCAAACACCGCAAAGCCCUGGAAUCUGAGCACGUGUCAGCGCACCUUAACGAAUGGAUCGACCUGAUCUUUGGUUACAAGCAGAGAGGUCCUGCAGCAGUGGAGGCCCUCAACGUCUUCUACUACUGCACAUAUGAGGGGGCAGUGGACCUCGACGCCAUAACUGAUGAAAAGGAACGAAAAGCCCUGGAAGGCAUGAUCAGACACUUUGGGCAGACACCAUGCCAGCUUCUCAAGGAGCCCCAUCCAGUACGUCUCUCUCAAGAGGAAGUGGAGAAGAGGAAGGCCCAGCUGGACUCGUGUUCUCUAAGCAUGUUUGAAAACCUCAGCGACCUAAAGUCCUUCUUUGUUGAGGGCAUUAGUGACAAUGCUCCACUUGUUAAAGCUGUUGUUCCAAAGAAUCAGUCACACUCCUUCAUCAGUCAAGGCAGCCCAGACACUCUGGUGACCGUAAGUCGGAACUGUCUGUUCGGGACCCACGGGUGGCUGCCUUACAACAGGAACAUCUCCAACUACUUCACCUUCAUUAAGGACCCCACAGUGUCCAACACCAAGACGCAGCGUUUCCUGUCCGGACCCUUGGCCCCUGGCGUGGAGGUAACAACGAGCCUGUUUGUAAUCUCGCAUGACGGAAAGUUGCUCUUCAGCGGUGGCCACUGGGACAACAGCCUCCGGGUCACAUCGCUUGUCAAGGGCAAGACUGUGGGGCAACAUAUUCGUCACAUGGAUAUUGUAACCUGCCUGGCAACAGACCACUGCGGCAUCCACCUGAUGUCAGGAUCCAAGGACACAACCUGCAUGGUGUGGCAUGUUCUGCAGCAGGGCGCCACUCCUGUCGGCCUGCAUCCCAAACCUGUUCAAGUGUUGCACGGCCACACGGACGAGGUGGUCAGCGUCAGUAUCAGCACAGAGCUGGACAUGGCCGUGUCCGGAUCACGGAACGGGGUCGUGAUCAUCCACACGGUGCGCAAAGGUCAGUACGUGCGUUGCUUGCGGCCGCCGUGCGACAGCUCCUUGCCGCUCUCCGUCCUGCACCUGGCCGUGUCCUGGGAGGGCCACUUGCUGGUCCACACCUGCCUGGAGGGCAAGGCAACGCUAAAGGAUAAAAACGCCCUCCACCUUUACUCUGUGAAUGGAAAACCACUUUGCCGGGAGCCUCUGAAGGAGCAGAUGACGGACAUGUGCGUGUCUGGGGAGUCUGUGGUCAUUGGCAGCGAGGAGGGCUAUCUGUCCAUUAGAGACCUGUACAGUCUGUCUCUGCGUGGGGAGCCCAUGGCCAUGCGGGUCCCCGUGCGCUGCGUGUCCGUCACCAAGGAGCAGAGUCACGUCCUGGCGGGCCUGCAGGACGGCAAGCUGAUCAUCGUGGGCGUGGGCAAGCCGGCCGAGAUCCCCCGGAGGCUGUGGGGCUCCACUAAGAGGCGGACCAAGCUGGCGUCUGAGGAGUCGGACUACACCACCUAGGUUGAAUGCCGCCUCCCCCCAUCCACAUCCCCGGCCCUAAAACCCCUCCCCCUUCAUGCCCAUCCCUGCCAGGUGACCCCACGUGCGUCAUGUAAAUUAUAAGCGGCCCACUCUGCCCUGAGCGCACGGCGCUGGCGCUGUGGUUCAGACCCAGAAGUAGCUGCAGCCUUCUUGUUUGUGUCCCCUUUUAGUCGGAAAACAACUCGGAAUUCUCGGCUUUUCCAUUUUCACCUUCAGACUGUUGUUUUCCAACAAGCGCCAUUGAACAGCCCGGGCGGCGGGUGACUUAGCACUCGCGUGAAUGUUUUUAAGUUACUUGAAAGGGUUGUUUUUAUUUAUAGCAAGCGUAGCAUGUGUUCAGUCUGCACAUGCGCCCCAAGGAAUGAUGUGCAAAAUGUUAAUAGCAAUACUUUGACGGGUCUCCUUUGUCGCCUUUCGUUCGCACGUUCUCGAUGUCUUCCCCUUGCUCCUUUUAGCGUGCGUUUUUUUUUUUUUAAUCAUUCCUGUCUGUUCACAGGGUAUUUCAUGUACACUAAUGCUCAUUUUGGAUACUUAAAGCCACAGUGUGAAGCUCCUGUGGAGACGGAUUGACAUGUUUUUGCAUCGAUUGAUUGCAGGUAAUGGCGUUUAUUUACGUUUAUUUACGUUGCCAAGCCAAAGUGUGGCUCAUACACACACUCAUGAUGUAUAUGUAUAUCUUUUGGUCAUUGGUACUUGCCUUUUAGGAGUGGACAUUGAAAAAGGAAAACAUGUUUUUUUUUAACAAUUUUUUUUUUUUUAUUGUCAAAAAUCAGUAACUGGAUCAAAAAAAAUUGUUAGUUUUUCAUAAAUAAUAUAUGUUUUUCUUCUUCUGCUGCAGGCUGACCACGCCAAACACUAAAUAUAUCCAAACAUUGAAUCCACAAUAUGAUUUGCAUUAAUUGACUGGACAGGACAAAUAAAAAAAAUUAAUAAAAAAAACAUUAUGUGUAUAUAUAUAUAUAUAUAUAAAACAUUUUCUUAAAAAAUACCCAAGUUUUUUUUAGAAAAUGUUAUUUUUCAGCGUUCAAUAUGUAUACAUGUAUGUAUGUAUAUAUAUAUAUAUAUACACAUAUAUAUAUAUAUAUAUACGUAUACACAUAUAAAUAUAUAUAUAUAUACGUAUAUACAUGUAUAUAUGUAUAUAUAUAUAUACAUCCAUCCAUCCAUCCAUAUGUAUAUAUAUAUAUAUAUAUAUAUGUAUGGAUAUGUAUAUGCAUGUACAUGUAAAUAUGUAUGUAUAUAUGUAUAUACAUGUAUAUAUAUAUCCAUCCAUCCAUCCAUAUGUAUAUAUGUGUAUGUAUAUAUAUACACAGUAUAUAUCUGUGUAUAUAUAUAUAUGUGUAUGUGUAUAGAUAUUUAUCUAUGUGUAUAUAUAUGUACGUAUAUAUAUAUAUAUAUAUAUACACAGUAUAUAUCUGUGUAUAUAUAUAUGUGUAUGUGUAUAUAUAUGGAUCUAUGUAUGUAUGUGUAUAUAUGUAUGUGUGUAUAUGUAUAUAUACUGUAUAUAUAUAUAUAUGUGUGUAUGUAUAUAUAUUUGUAUAUAUAUAUAUGAAUGUGUAUAUAUAUGUAUACAUAUGUAUGUGUAUAUAUAUACAUAUGUAUGUAUAUAUAUAUAUAUAUAUAUAUUUAAGUACCCCAAUUUCAUGAAACGUAAUUGUCCGAGUGUCACACAAGAACAUUAUUUGAAUCUUCCUUCAUUUAUACGUUGUAUGUAAAGUGCAGUCAGGGUUGACUUUCUCCCUGACGUAGGCACUGAGCGUGGAACAACCUACUCCACCUUUCAAGUCACCAUCACGGUUCAGGUCAAAUAGCAUGAUCACUCUGAAUAUAGACCUAAUUUAUGUGAUUAUUUUGGGUGAUUAAUCUCCUGAAUUAAUGCUGUAAACUUGCAGGUUGGGGAUUUUGUUGUGUGAACUAUAAAAUAAAUUAAUUUAAAAUAGUUAAUAGAAUAAUGAAUUAUAAGAUUUCUUUUUUUUUUUUUUUUUUAUUUUAUAUCUAGUUAUUGCUUUUUGACACAAAAAAUGAUAGUUUUCAGUUAUAUUGUUUUUGUGUUGAACAAAACAAUAUCAAUGACCAAACGACGGAUCUCCUUCCGUGAUCGGUCUUUUUACUUGACUGACAACUCCAACGCUGACUUGCGAGACGUCCCACAAAAGAGGAGUGCCUUUAUUCCAGGAUGGCUCUCGUAGUUUUGGUGUUCCUGACAGGAAGCAACUUUUAGCAUCUGAGCAUCGUUCUCUGUGACCGCCGCCAAAUGGAAACAUGUAUAUCUGUGAUUAUUUAUGAGCACCAUAUAAAUAUGUAGUGUACAGCAUGAUUUUUAUUAUUUCUGUCUUUUUUUUUUUUUUUGUAAAUGUACUUAUUGCACUUUCCAGGUACUCCAACGGUACGGACUUGUGUUGAAAUUGGCUCCUUAAAGUGUACAUACUUGCUUUGUAUACACAGGUGGAACACCACCAUGCGAGUCCGCUCCGGGUUUUAGACUACAAAAGUACGACAAUAAAGAGACACGUGCACGAUGCAGGUAUGGUUUUAUUCCUUCUUACACAUCCGGGGGGAGGGGUUCACGCCGCCGCCGGAUACGAGCAGAUGGACGCUCGCUUCAGGUCACAGUCCACGGCCGUCCACCAACUUUCAUCUGCAAGAAAGUUUAGUUAAUUACUUCGCAUAUUUUAUCAGAUUUCUAAACAUUUGAUUGAUCGUGAGGAUUAAAGUGGGAGUCUCAAAAGCAUGGAUGUGUGUGUUUAAGGCCCUUCCUGUGGGGCGGUAUAGCUCGGUUGGUAGAGUGGCCGUGCCAGCAACUUGAGGGUUGCACGUUCGAUUCCCACUUCCGCCAUCCUAGUCACUGCCGUUGUGUCCUUGGGCAAGACACUUUACCCACCUGCUCCCAGUGCCACCCACACUGGUUUAAAAUGUAACUUAGAUAUUGGGUUUCACUAUGUAAAGCGCUUUGAGUCACUAGAGAAAAGCGCUAUAUAAAUAUAAUUCACUUCACUGUUUGAGGGAAAAGUCCAACCAGAUCCUUCAGUUCUUUGUCUGAAAUGAUGACAACUGAAGAUUGACAAUUAAAGGCCUACUGAAAUGAGAUUUUCUUAUUCAAACGGGGACAGCAGGUCCAUUCUAUGUGUCAUACUUGAUCAUUUCGCGAUAUUGCCAUAUUUUUGCUGAAAGGAUUUAAUAGAGAACAUAGACGAUAAAGUUCGCAACUUUUGGUCGCUGAUAAAAUAGCCUUGCCUGUACCGGAAGUAGCAGACGAUAUGCGCGUGAUGUCACGGGUUGUGGAGCUCCUCACAUCCUCACGUUGUUUACAAUAAUGGCCACCAGCAGCCAGAGCGAUUCGGACCGAGAAAGCAACGAUUUCCCCAUUAAUUUGAGCGAGGAUGAACGAUUUGUGGAUGAGGAAAGUGAGAGUGAAGGACUAGAAGAAAAAAAAAAGACUAAAGGGCAGUAGGAGCGAUUCAGAUGUUAUUAGACACAUUUACUAGGAUAAUUCUGGAAAAUCCCUUAUCUGCUUAUUGUGUUACGAAGGUCGGCCCUGCACUUUUCUUCAGCACCAGUCGAUGGGUGGUGGCGAUGCCCAUCUCUGCCCUUCUCAAGGGACCCUCUUCGAAACACAAUCUUUCGAAAUAAUCGCUGCAUAACACACUGUACUUUGUGUGUGUGGUCCAAUCCAACUGUGUUCGCUUGACUGCUCUGUUCCAUAGUAAAGCUUGACUGUCAUCUUUCGGGAAUGUAAACAUUGAAACACCGGCCGUGUUUGUGUUGCUAAAGCCGGCCGCAAUACACCGCUUCCCACCUACAGCGCUCUUCUUUGAUGUCUCCAUUGUUCAUUGAUCUAAUUGCAAAAGAUUCAGCAACACAGACGUCCAGAAUACUGUGGAAUUUCGCGAGGAAAACAGACGACUUAAUAGCUGGGAACGACGCUGGAACAAAAUGUCCUCUACAAUGCUUGCCGUCACGCGCACGCGUCAUCAUACCGACACGUUUCUGCAGGAUAUUUCGGCGCGAAAUUUAAAAUUGCCAUUUAGUAAACUAAAAAGGCUGUAUUGGCAUGUGUUGCAAUGUUAAUAUUUCAUCAUUGAUAUAUAAACUAUCAGACUGCGUGGUUGGUUGUAGUGGGUUUCAGUAGGCCUUUAAGCACAAACAAAAGCGCUGGGGAGCGAAUCAAGCCGUCUAAAGUUCGGAAAAAUCCUAAAACGGUCACCCGUCUCUCAUGCUUCUGUCCACCUUGCCUGUCUCGCCCUGGCGGGUAUCGAAACUGAAAGUUUCCUUGGUGUGUGUGUGUGUGUGUGUGUGUGUGUGUGUGUGUGUGUGUAUGUGUGUGUGUGUGUGUGUGUGUGUGUGUGUGUGUGUGUGUGCAUAGAUAAGAAACAGAUUUGAGAUCAUUAUAUUUAUCUAUAUAAAUUCAAAGUUUCAAUCAAUCAAUCAACGUUUAUUUAUACAGCCAUUAAUCACAAGGGUCUCAAAGGGCUGACAAAAUUCCGGACUAAGUUGCUACUUUUUUUCCUACGCUUUGGACCCUGCAGCUAAUUUAUUGAUUGUUCUUCGCUGACGUCCAUAAUGCAAUUAGUUUUCAAAAACCCAAGCAAAGACACUAAAAAUGUGUGUUAUUGUUUCUGCUAUGGCGCCAUCUUCUGAACGAGUUAGCCAGAUGCGGGGAGGGGUGAACGUCAACAGUAUUUCCUUCUGUUUAGUGGUUUGAACCGGAAGUACAACUGCAGUUCCGUCUUCCAGUUGUCCAUAGCGGUUUUAUUCGUAUGGAUUCUUCAUUCUUCACUCCAAGCAACAUUUUUAAGUUUUACAAUAUAACUAAAACAAUUUUUACUUACUAAACCAUCACAUAUUUUAUGUCUGUAGAAGUGUUUACAUGCAUAUUUGUACAUGCUAUCGUAACGUUAUGAACCUAGCAUUGUUAGCAUUUGCUAAUAUGCUAACACGUUUACAAGUGUCUUAGUAUUAUUAACUUACAAUGGGAUUCUUUUUGUAUUGUUUCAGUUUCAUAAAUUCCCAAGUCAAUUCACCAAAACAUCACCAUGGCUUUGAGUCUGUUUAGCUGAUUGGCGAGCUAGUUUUCACAGCUAGUGGAUCCAUGACGAUGACUUCUGUUUUGUUUGAUCAGCCGUUUUACUGCCUUGUUACAGACACCGUUUGGAAACAAAUAUGGUAUGUGAAUAAACAUUUACAAAAUA
Molecule: messenger RNA, 14095 nt
Organism: Nerophis ophidion (straightnose pipefish)
Lineage: Eukaryota; Metazoa; Chordata; Actinopteri; Syngnathiformes; Syngnathidae
Product: neurobeachin-like protein 1
Exons: 56
Coding region: 606-8885 (2759 amino acids)
Biological process (GO): intracellular protein localization
Cellular component (GO): membrane; cytosol
Molecular function (GO): protein kinase binding
Source: RefSeq, a predicted model, not a curated record